Sinocyclocheilus rhinocerous is the source of this 405-nucleotide messenger RNA. RefSeq names its product small integral membrane protein 1-like. The record is from RefSeq and is a predicted model, not a curated record. The transcript is spliced from 3 exons. The coding region runs from base 205 to 405 and encodes 66 amino acids. NCBI's taxonomy places the organism in Eukaryota, Metazoa, Chordata, Actinopteri, Cypriniformes, Cyprinidae.
AAAAUGUGCCCUGCUGUGGGGCCUCCAGGACAGGUUUGAAAAUCCCAGGCAUAGAAGUUCCAUACUUAACCUCACCAACUUGAAGGUCUUCGUCUACUUGCAGACUAAGCUUCUCCUAUUUGGACGUCUUCAUGCUUCAGCGAGACCUACAUGGAAUUCCCCUGAAGUCUUGCAGCUGACUGAGGAGCAGAGAGCUGGAGGGAAAUGGAAUCGAGUGAGACCAGUGUUCAAUACAACCGCUGGAAUGAAGACAACAUGAACAUGCAAGUGCCGCAUUCACAGUCCAGACUCAUUGGUCUCUAUAACAGACUGUGCACCGGGCGGCUGGGCAUUGUGAUGAAAGGGACAACAUCUUUGACCGUGAUGGAAGUUAUAUACAUUGUUGGAUACAUCACAGGAUACUAG